UUUCUAUCAAAGCAGAAGAAAAAGAGGUGAGCUAUAAAGUGAGAGCCAGUUUCAUCUCUACUCUGCAAUCUAGGAGAAAAACUUUUACCCGAGGACAGAUCAGGCAGUUCCAGACUUUUUCCCGGACUCCCUCCCGGCUAGCUGUGGUGCACUAGCCCCCUUCAGGCUGUGUUCAUGCACCCAACCCCAGUCCUCUCCCUGGGAUCUGAACUCCGAAGCCGAAGCCUCAGCUCCCAGUCCUGACCCGUCCUGGCAGGUGCUGUUUUUCAACCCUAAACUUUUGACCAAGAAUGAAACUAUUUAAAAAUUAAGAUGCCAACAGAUCAUGAAGAGCCCUGUGGUCCCAGUCAUAGGUCAUUUUGCCUGAAUGGAGGGAUUUGUUAUGUGAUACCUACUAUUCCCAGCCCAUUUUGUAGAUGCAUUGAAAAUUAUACAGGAGCUCGUUGUGAAGAGGUUUUUCUCCCAAGCUCCAGCAUCCAAACUAAAAGUGACCUGUUUGCAGCUUUCGUGGCAUUGGCUGUUCUUCUAGGAACUCUUAUCAUUGGAGCCCUCUACUUCCUUUGCAGGAAGGGCCACCUUCAGAGGGCCAGUUCGAUCCAGUAUGAUAUCAGCCUGGUAGAGACAAGCAGUACCAGUGUCCACCACAGUCAUGGAGAACAUUGAAGAAAUAUCACAGUGAACCCAAAUCACUGCUUUUUUGUUACAAAGGCAGAAAAUGUAACACCAAAAGGGAGGGAACUGGAAACCAUCCUUCUGUCAUUUUAAGAAUAAGAGCACCACUGCGUGGGAGGCAAGGGAUUUUCAUUAAGCAGACUCAUUCCCUUUCUACAAAUGAAAACCAAGUCAGUCAUCUAAAAUCUCAAUUUCAAAUCAAGAGGAUUUAGUCUUCUGUUUUCAUUAAAAUGGAAUUUAUGGUGGUGUUCAAAUGGGUUAGACUGGGCACAAAAUGACAGAAGUAGAUUUUUUUCUCAAAAAUUUCUGCAGAAUGCCUAGGAAAUUCUCAGAUUUGUAAACGUUUAUUUUACAUUCUUUGCAUGUUCAUUGUGUUAAGUUUGUAAUAUAAAUUAGUGGCAAAACUCUUGCUGUUUGGCUUCUCUUACUAGGUUGAAAAGUUGUUUUAUUUACCAAUGAUGCAGGUUUAAGCAAAGUUGAGAAUUAAUUACAGUAGUGAACUGGCCUUCUGGACCUCCUUCAUUACUCUAGCUCACAGACUAUUAAUUAUAACAAUGUGUAGGGUGUCUGUUUUGAGAUCUUAAUUCCAAGCUUCCUUACUCUUUUUUAUAUUGCUACUUGGCAUUUCAAGGCGUUUAUUCCUUUGAAGCAGCCUUUAACAAGGCAAAUUGUAGCUGCAGAAAGAUUCUGCUUUGAAAGCACAUUAAGGAAAUCAAUAUUUUUUAAACAUCUUGAUUAAACUAUCCUAUCCUUGUCACUUGAUAGAAGACAGCUCAGUAUUGUAAAGAAAACAGUAAGGGUACAUCUUCUCUUUUUGUGCUCAUGUCAGCUUUUUCAUGUGAUCAUUUUUCCAGUUUCACAAAUAACUACAACAGUUGCCAUUUCUAGGAAUUAUGUUUUUAGCUGAAACAGUAACUUUUUCUUUAAUGCCUGCUUUUAAGACAAGCCUUUCAAAACCAUAAUAAAUUGUUUUAACUUUGGUUAAAUUAUCAUCCCCCCCCCCCCGCCAACUUCCACAGAAAUGUCAAAGCCUCUGAGAGGCAGGGCCAAUAACUUUUGUUUUCAUCAGUACUACUCCUUCAAUUGGUUCAACUUCUUCCCUUUCUAUUUUGCACCAGGGUUACAAUCUUGUGGCCAAAUGAAUUUACUGUUCCUAACAAGCUCCAAAGUCUCAGCUAUAAAAAGGAGCCAUAUAUUAACCUCGAAUACUGUAUGAAAUGACCUUGCAGCAGACUCUCCUUUGAGUAGUAAUAAAACAUUUUAUGUAUUAAUUUGAAAAAAAUAAAACAGUUCAUUCAACCAGG
Lagenorhynchus albirostris (white-beaked dolphin) is the source of this 1976-nucleotide messenger RNA. It is a transcript of the gene NRG4, whose product is annotated as neuregulin 4. Gene Ontology annotation, biological process: animal organ development; nervous system development; intracellular signal transduction. The transcript is spliced from 9 exons. The coding region runs from base 313 to 663 and encodes 116 amino acids. NCBI's taxonomy places the organism in Eukaryota, Metazoa, Chordata, Mammalia, Artiodactyla, Delphinidae. Gene Ontology annotation, molecular function: chemorepellent activity. The record is from RefSeq and is a predicted model, not a curated record.